Molecule: messenger RNA, 576 nt
Organism: Arvicola amphibius (Eurasian water vole)
Lineage: Eukaryota; Metazoa; Chordata; Mammalia; Rodentia; Cricetidae
Gene: Vsnl1
Product: visinin like 1
Exons: 3
Coding region: 1-576 (191 amino acids)
Molecular function (GO): calcium ion binding
Source: RefSeq, a predicted model, not a curated record
AUGGGGAAACAGAACAGCAAACUGGCCCCCGAAGUCAUGGAGGACCUGGUGAAGAGCACCGAGUUCAACGAGCAUGAGCUAAAGCAGUGGUACAAGGGGUUCCUCAAGGACUGUCCGAGCGGGAGGCUGAAUCUGGAGGAGUUCCAGCAGCUGUACGUGAAGUUCUUCCCUUACGGAGAUGCCUCCAAGUUCGCACAGCACGCCUUCCGCACCUUUGACAAGAAUGGUGACGGCACCAUCGACUUCCGAGAGUUCAUCUGCGCCCUGUCCAUCACCUCCCGGGGCAGCUUUGAGCAGAAACUGAACUGGGCUUUCAACAUGUACGACCUGGACGGUGACGGCAAGAUCACCCGGGUGGAGAUGCUGGAGAUCAUUGAGGCUAUCUACAAAAUGGUGGGCACCGUGAUCAUGAUGAAAAUGAAUGAGGAUGGCCUCACGCCCGAACAGCGAGUGGACAAGAUCUUCAGCAAGAUGGAUAAGAACAAAGACGACCAGAUUACACUGGAUGAAUUCAAAGAAGCUGCAAAAAGCGACCCUUCCAUUGUACUACUCCUGCAGUGCGACAUUCAGAAAUGA